AUGGAUACACUACUGAUGAUAUUGAAUUUUACUGGAAUGGAGGAGAGUCGGCAGUAACGGGAGUUAAUAACAUCGAACUCCCACAAUUUUCUAUUGUUGAUUACAAGAUGGUAUCAAAGAGAGUGGAAUUUACAACAGGAGCAUAUCCUCGAUUAUCACUUAGCUUCCGGCUUAAAAGAAAUAUUGGAUACUUCAUUUUGCAAACCUAUAUGCCUUCCACGCUGAUCACAAUUCUGUCAUGGGUAUCUUUUUGGAUCAAUUAUGAUGCCUCUGCAGCCAGAGUUGCUCUAGGAAUCACAACUGUGCUGACCAUGACCACCAUCAGCACCCACCUCAGGGAGACCUUGCCAAAGAUUCCCUACGUCAAGGCAAUAGAUAUUUACCUGAUGGGAUGCUUUGUGUUUGUGUUCCUGGCCUUGCUGGAAUAUGCCUUUGUAAACUACAUAUUCUUUGGCAAAGGACCCCAACGUCAAAAAAAGGCAGCAGGCAGGGCAGGACACACUACAGGCGAGAAGAGCAGACUGGAAACAAAUAGAGUCCAGGUUGAUCCCCAUGGAAACAUGCUGCUUAGCCCACUUGAAAUACGAAAUGACGUCAGCAGCUCAGAUGUGUUUACGAGUCUCCGUGACCCCCGAGCCACCACAUACACGUACGACAGUGCCAACCUGCAGUACAGAAGAGCCACUUCCAGCAGAGACCUCUACAGUAGGAGUGCUUUGGACAGGCACAGGCUUCAUAAAAAAGGACGCUUACGAAGAAGGGCAUCCCAGAUCAAAGUCAAAAUCCCUGAUUUGACUGAUGUUAACUCGAUAGACAAGUGGUCCAGAAUGGUCUUUCCCAUCACGUUUAUUCUUUUCAAUGUUGUUUACUGGCUGUAUUAUGUCCACUAA
Messenger RNA from Pelecanus crispus (Dalmatian pelican), 890 nucleotides. NCBI's taxonomy places the organism in Eukaryota, Metazoa, Chordata, Aves, Pelecaniformes, Pelecanidae. The record is from RefSeq and is a predicted model, not a curated record.